GUGUCAGCCAAGUGUUAACCAGGUCUUAAUGCCAAAGUGAAAGUGUUUAACUGCAACUUGCCUAAACAAGGAAAACACCUUCAAAAAUGAGCGCUGUGGAUGCCAUCAUUAACUAUAAACGCAGUCCCAACGAGGACUUUUACGGUCUGCUUCACUGCGAUGAGACCUCAUCGCCGGAGCAGAUCCAAGCCGAAUACAAGGCACUGGCCCUCCAGUAUCAUCCCGACAAGAACAACGGCGACAAGGAUGCGGAGGCCAAGUUCCAGCAGCUAAAGGAGGCCAAAGAGACGCUGUGUGAUCCGGAGAAGCGGGCCGUGUACGACAAGUGGCGCAACAGUGGCAUCUCAAUGAGCUACAAACAGUGGCUGGGCAUGAAGGAGCACGUCGGCCAGUCAAUGCAUUGGGCCACACCAAAAACCAAGGAUCGCAUGCUACCAGAGACUGGACCCGGAGCCCCGCCAGGUGCUGGCUCCAGCAGCGGCGGCCUCUCAGCCGCAUCUCCGAAUCCAGCUCACCGACGGGCCUCGGAGGGUGGGGCUGCUUUAUACUACGGCAACCGAAAGGCCGAGUGGGGCACAGAGAAUACUGAUGUGGCCAACAAAUUCCGUAAUUAUGAAAUCUAAGCGCCAUUCUAGCAAUACUGAAGGGAGUGGACAGUAGAAUGGGGAGUGUUGCGAAAGACGUGAGGAUUAUCGAUGUUUUGAGAUGAAAUCUGAAGAGGUCUUAAAGUAAUUUUUAUCCAUAUUUAUAGCUCAUCGAAUGGCAAUAUAUCUCGAUGAGAGUUUCAAGAACACAUAUUCCAAUUAAAAACACUUACAAGCAAAACAUAUAAGAACAAAUCAAAGAGAACAUAUAUCAAAAGAGCAUUGAAAAGUGAAAUACAAAAUAUAUUAAUCAACUCUACUUGCAUAAGUAUUUAAAAAAAAAAAACGUUCGUGUACAAGUACACUGAUAUAUAUACUUACAUAAUUAUAUUGAUGUGAACGUAAAAUGUUGCAAAUUAUAUAAAUGUUUAUAGGUGUAUAAAAAUAUGAAAAAAUGGUAAUUAAUUAUAUAUAUAGAAGAAACUGUAAUUUCAAUAAACAUAAGGCUUGAAUGCGGCAAGAGUUUUAAGUUAAGUUUAAUUGCUACAUUUAGAAGUAUUUAGUCAAAUUUUAAAUGUGAAUUGUCAAACUGAAGCAUAUACAAGCACAUCCUAUAUAAUGAAUAUAUAUUUAUCUACAACUAUUUGUAUAUCGAUGUAUUUAACAUGUGCCCCCAAAAGACAAUCCCUUUGGAAGUGUUUACUAGUGCACUAAAAACAAAAACCAAAUAUAUUCAAGCUGAAACUAGCAGCAAAAUGCCCACCACAAUAAAUACUGCAUAUAUUGCAUAUAUGAUAAAAUGAAAGGUAUGACAAAAAUCCUACAACAAAAAAGCGAAUUUAAUAACUUUAUACACGAGUAAAACUGCAUAGUCAAAAAAACAAAAAAACCAAAAAAAAAAAAAAAAAAACUUUCACUUGGUGUCCUUUAAAGUGUGAAACUUAUAUUUGCACACAAAACUAAAAACCUAAACUUUUUUAUUUAUGAAAAAGCAACGCCACUCAAGGGCUCAUAAAAAGUAUAAAAAAAAAAUAUUUAAAACAAAAACCACUUAAAAAAAAAAGUAAAUGUUUUGAUGAAUUGUUGUUUUAAUAUUGAUGUGUGAUGCAAUUAUUAAAUGCUAAACAAAUGAAUAUCAAAGCUAUGAGCGAAAAUAUAAAAUCGCUUCCAUAAGGUACUAACUAUAUAUGUUUGAUUUAAAUCAUAUUGAAUUUACUCAAAUACACACAUAUUAUUGAACA
Messenger RNA from Drosophila grimshawi, 1825 nucleotides. It is a transcript of the gene jdp, whose product is annotated as J domain-containing protein. The record is from RefSeq and is a predicted model, not a curated record. Gene Ontology annotation, cellular component: cytoplasm. The coding region runs from base 87 to 623 and encodes 178 amino acids. NCBI's taxonomy places the organism in Eukaryota, Metazoa, Arthropoda, Insecta, Diptera, Drosophilidae. The transcript has 5 exons.